Molecule: messenger RNA, 3929 nt
Organism: Scatophagus argus
Lineage: Eukaryota; Metazoa; Chordata; Actinopteri; Scatophagidae
Product: interleukin-1 receptor accessory protein
Exons: 12
Coding region: 727-2583 (618 amino acids)
Biological process (GO): signal transduction
Molecular function (GO): interleukin-1 receptor activity
Source: RefSeq, a predicted model, not a curated record
CUUCGAGCUGUUGGGAAAUCAGACUGAUCGAUGUCGCAACGAGGAGGAGGAGGAGGAGCGUCAACCGGAAUCCACUCAGCUUCUACUUCCUCCAUGUACACACACACACACACAGAGACACACACAGAGCUGCUGUAACUUUAUCGCACUUUUUAUUCUUUUGGCUCAGAUUUAACCACAGACUGUCUCCGCGCUUCAGUCAGUCAGUCUGUCCUUCAGUCCAGCCGUCUGUCUGACGCUCACUUCCCUGUUUUGGUUCCUGUAGCGGCUGGUUGCGACAUUUCCACGUACUUCAUUACUUAAUGAGCAUGUGACUUCAGUCCGGGCUCGUUAAUUACCCGGACGGGCUCCUCGCUCAGCUGGAACCCUUCCCGGACCACCGCGGAGCCGCCGCGAUUCCUCCUGGAGAUUUACGGCCGUGACGGAUCCCUGACACCGGGACGUAAAUCAGCGGGGCUGGUGCUAACCGCAGGGCGAGUGUGUGUGUGUGUGUGUGUGUGAAAGAGAGAGAGAGAGAGGUGUGACACCGUCCUGCUGAGGACUCUCUCUCCCUCUCACACACACACAGACUAUACGCUUUAAGACCGGGGAAACACCCCAGGGUCCCGUCCAGCCGUGGAUCCGCUCCGCCCACACCCAGUUGAGCUCCGCCCGUCCGCCGGGACGCGCUGCUGUACAAGCUCUGCUUCCUCCCGACCGGACAGACACCUUCGGACUCUGCUGUUCAUGGCGGGCUUCGUCUCCACCCUCCUCCUGCUCCUCCUGCUCAUCGUGGUGCUCAGGGUUGUGCCAGCUGUCAGUCAGUCCAGCGACCUGUCAGAGACCACCUGUUAUGACUGGGGCGAGUCCAGUAAGGGGGCGGUCUCGGUCCUGGAGGGGGAGGUCGGCUGGCUCUCUUGUGAUCUCUUCUCUCAUCCCUCUGUCUACAACUACACCUCCACCCAGAGCGCCGGGCACAACCUCGUCUGGUACCGUCUUCCUGAGGGUCAGGACCUGGAGCAGCCAAUCACGACCAGCUCGCGGAUCAUUAAAGACAAAGAGAGACUGUGGCUGCAGCCCGCCGCCGCCUCCGACGGCGGACAGUACAUCUGCAUGCUGCGUAACAAGACGUCCUGCACUAAGAUCGCCAUGCGUCUGAAGGUGUUGCAGCCCGACGAGGUGGUUCGCAUCGCCGACUGUGAGCCGCCGGCUGCCAUGGCAACAAGUCAGAUGAUCAUCCCUCUGCAGAGCGGGAAGGUGAUGAACUGUCCAGAUCUUCAAGAGGCCGUCAAGAUGGCCGACAGCGAGCCAACUGUCACCUGGAUCCACGUGAUACCACAGAGCUCGCGGUGUGAACAGCCUCCGUUCUGGAACAACAACCGGCAGCAGACCGGAACCAGUCUGCAGGUUCACAUCAUGUUGGAUCCAUAUCAGGGUUUAUAUUACUGUAAAGUCCACUUCCAGAGGGGAGGCAAAGCACUCGAGUUCACCAGGAGAAUCAACGUCACCGCAGUCUAUCCAAAUUCUACACCCAAAGAACCCACCAUCCUCCACCCGGCCAAAGACCAGGUCUUCGCUGUCAAACAGGGCGCGGACGUGAUUCUGGUUUGCAAAGCUCUGUUCCCUCAUCUGGAGACGUGGGGGGACAUUUGGUGGACGGUUGAUGGGAUGAUGCUGGACAAGCUUCCAGACCGCCGUCGAUUCUCCAGCACCAACAGCGAGGUGAACUACGACUACGGCAACCGGAUCAUGGAGAGCAAGCUGGUGAUCCAGGACUUCCAGUCUGAAGACCUGAACCGAGAGUUUAACUGCUCGGUGAGGAACGAGAGAGGCUUCGAGACCCGCAGGACUCAGCUGGAGGAGGAUGUGUCGCUGCCGUCGGUGGAGCUGGGCUGCGGUCUCGGCGUCACUCUGGUCCUCAUGCUGCUUCUGUUCGUCGUUUAUCACGUCUUCUGGUUGGAGCUGCUGCUGCUCUAUCGCUCGUGGUUCGGCACCGACGAGCGGCACACAGAUGAUAAGGAGUACGACGUGUACAUCUCGUAUGCGAGGAACAGCGAGGACGAGCAGUUCGUCCUGUCGACGCUGCGCAGCGUUCUGGAGAACGAGCUCGGAUACUCAGUGUGUAUCUUUGACCGAGACAGUCUGCCGGGAGGGACCAUCACUGAUGAGACUCUGAGUUUCGUGGCACGUAGCCGGCGCCUCCUGGUGGUUGUUAGCCCAGGCUAUGCCUCUCAGGGCUCCCAGGCCCUGCUGGAGCUAAAGGCUGGCAUCGAUGGCAUGGCACUGGGCGGGCACCUGCGGGUGAUCCUGAUCCAGUACAAGCCAGUCCGGAGGCAGGGCUGGGUCAGGGAGCUGAGGAGGGCCCGGGUGGCCCUGGCACUGGUCCGAUGGCAGGGGGACAAGUCCAGGCAGCUGACGUCCCGCUUCUGGAAGAGGCUGAGAGUAGAGCUACCUGUAAGGAGGGUUAGCAGGGAGGAGGAGGAAGGGAGUAAUAAGGAUGUGGCCCUGAUGAGGCUGCACAGUCAGAACAGCACAAACUCCCAAACAGGCCUCAUCAGCAACACUGUCAAAGACCCGCAGAAGGUCCUGAACUCUGCAGCGUAGCCAUGAUUUAGCUCUGCAGUCUGUCCAUACAGUGCUUGAGAGUCAACUUACUACAAUAAUUUUUCACUCUCAUACUAAUUUUCAGUGUUUUUCUACAAAACGUUAUUCACAUUUAACAAGACUGAAGUGUACAAGAUCCUCUGUGAGGCUCUAUUGCAACUUAUAACAUCAGAGGACACAUCACAUCAGAUGCUCACAUGUCUUUGGUCUUGCAGGUAUUUGAUGAUAGCCUUGAAGAAAAUUUUGACCUGGUGUUGGUGCUAGAUAGAAGGUCAGGUUAUAUACCCUAUAGGUGUUUACAGUUUCUCCUCUGGUCCUUACAAUAAUUUGUUAAACCCAAAUAUGUUAAUCUCAUGAUGGCAACAGAGAAACAGUCUGGGGUGGCCAAAGUUCAACCACUUUGUUUGUAAAACUCAUGUUAAGUCACACACUUUUGAUGUAUAUGAGUCCCAAACUGCAAUACCCCUUCAUAACCAGCAGGAAAAUACAUGCAUCUAGACUUUGCUUAACAAUAUGCUCAUUUCUGUGUCAACAUAAGGUUUUCAUAAACAAUAAUAAGGUUUCUAUAAAUAUGUGAUUUUAUGCUUUGGUCCUACUUCAAAUCAAAAUUGAAGUCUGGCUCCAGUACAUUUCUUGGUUGUCCAGUCUAGUAGGUUGUCAGAUAGCAAAGAGCUGGCUGGAAAAGCAAACAGUCAGAAGUGUUCCACGUCCUCAUUUCAUGAACUCAGCUUCAGUAUUGGUUGUCCUCUCAUGAUCAGUAUCAUUACCAUCAAUCACUUUCCAAUCUGCACACUACCAUCACUUUGUCACUCUGUACUUUUUAUUACUGUAUUGUCUAUCCAAAUAACAGAGCAUUUUGUUACCUUCAUGAAGACUGACUACAGUAUUUUGAUGAACUGGCCAAAGCCUUUAUCAGUCUGUAACAUAGAAAUAAAGGUGUGUAUCAUCUGCAUAGAGAUUUACAGCCUCAUCUGCAACAGUUUAAAAAAGCACCAAACUGUUAGAGGAAACACAGACUCACUAACCAAAUAUCCACAUACUGCAACAUUUCAUAUAUUAGUAAAAGAAGAUGUAUUUACAGAGUAAGACUACCUAACUGUUACUUUAAGAUGUUCUGCACUUUCUGUAUUUUUGAUGUUGUUUUUGUCACUGUUCCCAAUCAGUGUGUCAACAAUAAAUCAGCUGUAUCAAGUUAAUACUUUUUUUCUGCAGAGCAUACACAAUGUUAUAUGUCUUUCAAACACUUUUGUAAUGGGAGAAUGUAUCUUGCACUUUGUUAUGCUAUAAUUUUUUGCAUUUUACCGUAUUUCAUCUAUUUUUGUAAUAAAUUAAUUUUUUCAUCUAAA